This is a messenger RNA of Anguilla anguilla (European eel), 2101 nucleotides long. Its product is annotated as reticulophagy regulator 2-like. Lineage: Eukaryota; Metazoa; Chordata; Actinopteri; Anguilliformes; Anguillidae. The transcript is spliced from 9 exons. The record is from RefSeq and is a predicted model, not a curated record. Bases 100 to 1680 code for a protein of 526 amino acids.
GGACUCCUACGGGGUUUUUUUAAAGUCAGUUACAUACUCGGUGUACCCUCCUUGCUGAACCCCGUGAUCCUCAAAAUACAACAACAAAGUGGGGAGAAGAUGGCGAGUGGGGAGGGGACAGAACAGACCUGUGCUUCCUCCUCUGUUCUGCGUCUAGAGGCUCUCUUCUCACCCGAAGAAGCCGAGCAUGCUGGCGGAGAUGGGAACCCAGAGCUAAUGCGCCUGCGAGACUAUCUUCAGGGAUGGCUGUCGCAGUAUGAGCCCGUGAUCCUGUGGGUACAGAGGCUGCUGGUGUGGGAGAGGCCGCUUCACAGCAUCUUCGUUGCAUUCAUGCUGAAUACCGCGUUCUGGCUGUUGUCGUCCACGACCAUGCGGCCGCUGUUUCUUCUGAGCGUGUCUCUCCUCGGGCUGGUGCUGUUGGAAAAGUGGAAGCACAAGUUACCCCUUAUUUCGGUCCCACAUCCUGAAGUGUCCACAGCUGAAAGGGAAGGCAGAGGCAUUCGCCCGCGGCUACUCAGCGUCGCCGAACUCAGCCACCAUCUGGCGGAGAGCUACCACACCUGCUACCUCCACCUGCAGGAGAUGCUCCUGUACAAACGGCAGAACCACGGAAAGUUCUGUGGGCUCAUGUGUGCAGGGUGCCUGCUCCUGGCUGUGGUGGGACACUAUGUGCCAGGAGUCAUGAUCUCCUACAUAAUAUUGCUGAGUGUGCUGGUGUGGCCCCUGGUGGUGUACAAUGAGCUGAUCCAGAAGAUGUACACCGGACUGGAGCCCAUCCUGAUGAAGCUGGACUACAGCAUGAAGGGAGACACCGAGCACCACAAGCACGACAAGAAGAAAGUGAAGAAGGAGUCGGAGGGUAGUGACGAGCCAAGGGCGGAGACCGAGAGCGAGAGUGAAGAGGAGCUGUCCUGCUUCGCCACCACUGUGGACGUGAGGACCACGGCUCUGGCGAUGGCCAUCACGGACUCGGAGCUCUCCGACGAGGAGGCCUCCAUCCUGGAGAGCGGCGGUUUCUCCGUGUCCCGGGCCACCACCCCACAACUGACCGACGUCUCUGAAGAUCUGGACCAGCAGAGUCAGACCAGCGACCCGGAGGAGGGUCUCCCCAGAGACCCGCCGGAGUUGCCCUCGACCGAGCGCCACCCGCCGCACUGCCCCGCGCGGCCACCGGGGGCAGCGGUCACGGCGGAGGAGCGUCAGGGCCCCCACUCCCUCCACCUGCCCUCCCCCCUGCACUUUGUCAACUCGCACUUCAACGGGAACAGGCGGGGCUCGGCGGGGGCGGGGGCGGGGCAGGGGGCGGGGCCUCGGGGCGGGAGCCUAUCGCUGGAGGCCCUGAGCCAGGAGAUCGUGAGCUCGGCCAUCUCCACCGUGGUGCAGAACACGCUGUCCGCCCUCUCCCGCCUCGGCGACCCGCCUUCCCCGCAAGGGGCGGAGCCAGAGAGCGAGGACGCUGCCACGCCUGUCGAAACGGACUCUGUGGACCCAACCACCUGUGCAGCCCACUCUGCGGUGGAGGAGGAGGAGGAGGAGGAGGAAGAGGAGUUUGAGCUGCUGGACCAAAGUGAACUGGAACAGAUGGAGGAGGAGCUUCGUCUGGAGUCUGAGGGGCGGAGACGGGACGAGGCCACGCCCACGUCCACGGACCUGCCCAGUCAGCAGUGCAAGGAGUCCUAGCUUCCUCGCCACUCCGCGUAAACUGUUUGGGUUCAGAUUAGACGCACAGCAUCGAGACAACAUCCCGUCAUAAACAUUAGGGCAUCUUGACCAGUUGCGGUCGAUCGCUGUUCAUUUGUCUGUUGUGAUCGGGUGUAAAUAUCACUGACGGUUAGUGUGUAACUGGAUCUCGCUGCUGCUGGCUGACAAAGCGGGACGUUUUCGUUUUCAAGCAGUGGAUUCAUGUCAGUUAAACUGGUUUGGAUAGUUUUUUGGUCUGGGUUUAAAUCUGUUGUUAGUGUUAACUGACCAUAAUUGUUGAUGAAUAUAUAUAUAUAUAUAUAUAUAUAUAUAUACACUCACAGGCCACUUUAUUAGGUAUACCUUGCUAGUACCGGGUUGGCUUCUGUUGCUGUAGCCCAUCUGCUUCAAGGUUUGACGC